CUUGACUUUUCGAAGAGCGGCCCUCAGAGAUCUGACUCGAGACUGCGGAUUGUUAUGGCCGAAUGCACUUAUGUUGUCGACCCCGACGGAGACGUCAUCCUGACCCUUUACAACCCCGAUGCGCCAUUUGCGGCCUUGCCCCAAGACGAGCGACGUCGUUCUGAUAUUCUGCCGCUUGCGGACCUUCAAACUCCGCAACCAACGACGACCUCGAAGCAACCGACGGUGGCAAGUACCGGAGGAGAGCCGAAGGAAAUAAAACAAGAAAGCCCGGCAAUUACAGCGUCCCAGAAUGCGGAGCUCACCACUGUUGGGCGGGCGGACCAUUGCCAAAAUGCAAACGCAUCCGUUGGCAAUGCGACCUCCAAGUCAGAGAGCAGCCCAUCGAGCAUCACUCAGCCACCUACCAACUCUGAACCCGGAAUGGAACAUGCUCUCUCGGCAUUGGUGCUUAGCGACGAUCCCAGCAAAGAAGCACCGGCGGCUGCAUCAUACCAGGACUUCGUCUCCAAGCGGAAAGUCACCAUACGGCUCUCUGCAGCGCACCUCAUGCUCGCAUCUCCGGUUUUCCGGGAGUGGAUCGAAGAGGAUCACCGCGAAAACCCAAACCAACUAUGCCUCGAGUCGUUCUUGGCGGCAAUAGGUUGGGACGUCGAAGCGUUCCUUAUCGUCAUGCACAUUAUCCACGGUCGUACGCGAGGCGUUCCUCGCUCUGUGAACAUUGAGCUGCUUGCCAAGAUUGCGCUUAUUGUUGACCACUACCAAUGUCACGAGGCAGUCGACCUCGUGGUUUCCUUGUGGUUCACGCAGUUAAGAUGCAGACUUCCCAUAAACAAUGGUCGUGAUCGGGUACUAUGGCUCUUAGUCGCAUGGGUGUUUCACCAAGAAGCCCUCUUUGAGGCAAUCGCGACGAUGGCUGUCAACGAUAUAACUAAACCCUUCUCUGCUUUGGGUCUUGAGGUUCUAGAGCCAAUCGCAGAGAUGAUUAAUAUCAAAAGGCAACAUUGGGUUCUUUCGAUUGUUCUUGACCUCCUGAAGCUCCAACAAGGCCUUCGCGAUGGUCAAAUCGGGUGCUCAUUCGAGUGCUCAUCAAUGCUCCUUGGCGCGCUUACGAUAGAAUCGACCAGACUCAAGCUCCUUGUCACGAACACCGAUUUCUUGCUAAACAAUCAAAGUGUCGAUUCGAUAGUGACCAACGUGCAGGGGAUACGAUCACCUCAAUGGCAACGCCUUGGCGGCUUCGCGUCACCGGGACCUCGCAGCAGGUGUCUGUGUGACCUUCAUUCAAUUAUCCAACUCAUGGUCGCGAAACUGCCAAACCGUACAGCGAAGUUGGGAGAUCUCAGUGACAGCGGGAGGUCAAAUCAAUCUGACGACUGGGCACCGUCGUCAGUCAUCACACUGGACUUCUACAUCGGUGAACCAGAUCUACCGGCACGUCCUGUGGUGUACGACGAUCCAGAAGUUAGCAAGAUCCCUUCGACCAUCGAAGCCUCUGGAUUCUAUGAUGACAAUGCACAUGACAGAAUCGACCGGUUAUUGUCUAUCAAUGCACAACCCAAGUUCAAGGAUCACUCUCCCGAGGAGCUGCGCUUGGGCGACUACGCCAGGCAUUCCCAGCUUUACUUCAACCUCCUUCGGAAAUCCUGAUCUUUCAGCAUUUCUGCCCAUGCAGGACUUGGAUCUGUAGUUCUGCAGGGCGUAGAUCGUUAGUGGUGGUGUGCACCUCGUGGCCCCUUUUCCUUUUUCUUUUGUUUGCGCAAAGCUGUCGGUGUGCUCGUUUGUUCUCUCGUUUCUAAAACCAUUGACUGAAGUCAGGGCACUUUUGCUUUCGGCGCGCCGCUCGUUUUAUUAGACUGUAGUAGAAACUGGACCUCUGAAAUACACACCAAAAGUAAUUAUCUUGCA
Molecule: messenger RNA, 1908 nt
Organism: Microdochium trichocladiopsis
Lineage: Eukaryota; Fungi; Ascomycota; Sordariomycetes; Xylariales; Microdochiaceae
Exons: 3
Coding region: 55-1650 (531 amino acids)
Source: RefSeq, a predicted model, not a curated record